AUGGCUGAGGUUACCAUUAAAAAUGAUGAGGUGGACAUUGUCAUUGGUGCUAUUCAGUCUGAUCUUACAUCAUUCAUGGAAGCAUGGAGACCAUUCUUUUCCCAUUUUCACCUAAUAAUUGUCAAGGAUCCCGACCUAAAAGAGGAACUUGUGAUUCCUGGUGGAUUCAACCUGCAUGUCUAUACAAAGUCUGACAUAGAUAAAGUUGUUGGCUCGUCAACGGGUGGCAUUUCUUUUUCUGGCUAUGCUUGCCGCUACUUUGGCUAUCUUGUAUCGCGUAAAAAAUAUAUCAUCUCAGUUGAUGAUGACUGUGUCCCUGCCAAAAACAGCAACGGGGAGUUGGUCGAUCCUGUAUCCCAGCAUAUCAUCAAUCUCUCGACCCCAGCUACUCCUUUUUUCUUCAACACUCUCUAUGAUCCUUACUGUGAGGGGGCUGAUUUUGUCCGGGGCUAUCCUUUCAGCUUACGUACUGGAGUAGAAUGCGGUCUUUCGUGUGGGCUGUGGCUCAAUCUUGCAGAUUUUGAUGCACCUACGCAGGCCCUGAAGCCAUCGUUGAAGAAUACUAGGUACGUUGAUGCAGUUCUUACAGUACCAGCAAGGUCUAUGCUGCCUGUGAGUGGGAUCAACAUCGCUUUCAACACUGAGUUGGUCGGACCUGCACUGACACCGGCGUUUAGGCUGGCGAAGGAAGGUAAUCUGAGGUGGGAAACAGUCGAAGAUAUAUGGACCGGGAUGUGUGUGAAGGUUAUCUGCGACCACCUGAGGCUUGGCGUGAAGAGUGGGCUCCCAUAUGUGUGGAGGCAGGAGCGAGGCAACGCCAUAGAGAGCUUGAAGAAAGAGUGGGAAGGCGUAAAGCUUAUGGAGGAUGUUGUCCCAUUCUUCCAAUCAUUGCGGCUAUCUGAAACGUCUGUGACAGCAGAGGACUGUGUGGCUGAGAUAGCUGCAGCCGUGAAGGAGCGCCUGGGGCCCGUAAAUCCUAAAUUUGGCAGCGCAGCUGCAACUAUGGUGGAGUGGAUGAAACUAUGGAAGCGCGUACGAGCUCAGUAGAUUCUAUUUCGGUAUCCUUAAAAUCUGUGGUUCCACUGCUUAGAGUUCUGUUACUUGCUCUUUAACAAACUCAAUAUAGAGGUGUUGGGAUAAUGAUGUUACCUUCUUCAACUGUUGUGCUCUUUGUGUGGUUCAAGUUUUUCAAAUGGUAGUUUAAUUGUUCA
Messenger RNA from Salvia miltiorrhiza (redroot sage), 1211 nucleotides. Its product is annotated as probable UDP-arabinopyranose mutase 5. Gene Ontology annotation, cellular component: cytosol; Golgi apparatus. Gene Ontology annotation, biological process: UDP-L-arabinose metabolic process; plant-type cell wall biogenesis. The coding region runs from base 1 to 1047 and encodes 348 amino acids. Lineage: Eukaryota; Viridiplantae; Streptophyta; Magnoliopsida; Lamiales; Lamiaceae. Gene Ontology annotation, molecular function: UDP-arabinopyranose mutase activity. The transcript has a single exon. The record is from RefSeq and is a predicted model, not a curated record.